CGUCUCGAUGAGAUGCAAUUUGUAGGCAGCCUUUCUUACGUGUAUUUUUCGACUCAUGCGCGCCGGCUCGGAGGUGGCCGGAAAUAGAGAGGAAGGGCUUACAAUGCGCGACUUUGCAUACGAAGCAGCACCCACCGCUCCUACCGACCGACGCACUCUGCAAUCUGCUAACUGCCCGGGAGACCGACGUCAAGUAUGAACCAGCUCGAAACUUCUGCCCACGGCUCACGGGGGCUCCUUGCGGCGACAGCUGCAGAGUCGACCAGCAAAGUCGGUGGGCCUCCUGCGCCGUCGGUGCUCGCUAAAGCGAUGAAGCGGCACAGUCGUCCCGAAGUCGACCACCACGACGACGACAAGCAAACGCAGCAAGAGCAAGACAACGGCAACCAGCUCGUAUUCAGCGACGCGUGCGAGCCCAUGGUCAACUACGACGGUUGCAAGUCCGUGGGUAAGCCGUUUAGCAUGACCUCCCAGCUGGCCGACCACGAAGACGACGUUGUGAACGUCCGCUCGCCCAUUAUCUGUAAGUCAAGCUCGAGUGCUCGAAGUGCCGCUCUGAGCCCAACGUGUGUGUCUUCACUGGCUCGAAAUGACGCCGUAAAAAGCGACUCCAGGGAGCCUUCGUGGACAAUUCAAGAGUUCCAGGAGUACUUGGGUAUGCUAGAGCUGCUACAGGACGUGUGCUGUACCUCUGAGGGCGGCGAGAUGCGUCUAUCGGCCGACAAUCUCGGUCAAAUGGAGCGGCUACUCACGUCGCUCUUGCCUCAAGGGGUGUGAUCGUACAUACAACGAUUCGUGUUUCUUAGCGUUAGACAUUCUGCAUUUCUACACAUUAGCCGUUUGUACAAGUUAACUCAUCGAAAUAGACGCGGCUGCAUUUCGUGAUACGCGGACUCCAUUUGGUUGAUGAUCCUUCUG
This is a messenger RNA of Phytophthora nicotianae INRA-310, 918 nucleotides long. RefSeq lists its product as hypothetical. The record is from RefSeq and is a predicted model, not a curated record. Lineage: Eukaryota; Oomycota; Peronosporomycetes; Peronosporales; Peronosporaceae. The transcript has a single exon. Bases 196 to 777 code for a protein of 193 amino acids.